ACGCGACCAUUUUACAUACAGAACUAGAAUCCUAUAACAUCAUGGUGUUUCUUGAUAAAAGAAAUAUGCUGACUGAUAAUCGGUCGUCUGAAAACACUCCCGCACGUAAACUCUUUGCAGAGAGAUUGUCAAAUAAACCAGAGGGAUGUGAAACACCCGAAAUCCUAGCUUAUCAUGCAUGUUUGCAGAGUAUGAGAAGAAUUCAAGAUAAGUACUGUAUUGACUUGAAUCAACUGAACAACUUGAAUCCAGUGAAGAGUGAACAAUGUGUUUGGGAGUGGGAAGUGGUUGACUUGAGAGAGGAAUAUGUGCCUUCGUUUUAUCAUCCACGGUGUUACCGAUCCGAUGGUGCACUGAAUUCUCACACCAAAGAAACAGUAAGCAAUUCAACUGUGAACCACUCAAUCAAGUGUUAUGAGGAAUGGAAUAUUGUGGAAUUGAAGUUAACUGAGAAGGAAAGACGGAACACUUCAUUACUUAGUAAUGAGAUCAAACACACAGGAUGUAAGAGUCAUGCAUGCACUUUAUUCACACUGUGGAAACCGAAAAUUCAACGUGGAAAGUCUGUCGUUUCAAAUAAAAAUCAAGCAACAGUAUCACUUCAACCGUUGAAGAGAGAUCCGGGAAUGUUCGAUGGGUUGGAUCGUCGCUCUCAAAGUCUGGAUAAUUAUCCGCGUAAUUUACUUGGUGUCAGUGCAACUGAUUGUCCUGAUAAGAAUAAACCAGUGGAUUGUAUUGUUGUAAUGAUCUCCAACUGGCUGAUGUUAAGGAAAGUAAAUACCAGUUGGGGCAUGAUUCCUUGUGUCAAAUAGUUACAUGUAGACAGAAACAGUCAAAGAUCCCUACAGUAUUUUACCGCAAUACUCGACGGAGUCAUUCUGCAAAUAACAUGAAUGACUUAAAAUCAAGUGCUUCGAAAUCGUCAACUGAGACACAAUG
Molecule: messenger RNA, 939 nt
Organism: Trichobilharzia regenti
Lineage: Eukaryota; Metazoa; Platyhelminthes; Trematoda; Strigeidida; Schistosomatidae
Source: the annotation of a GenBank genome assembly